This is a messenger RNA of Penicillium crustosum, 1551 nucleotides long. RefSeq lists its product as uncharacterized. The coding region runs from base 1 to 1551 and encodes 516 amino acids. NCBI's taxonomy places the organism in Eukaryota, Fungi, Ascomycota, Eurotiomycetes, Eurotiales, Aspergillaceae. Gene Ontology annotation, cellular component: mitochondrion. The transcript has 4 exons. The record is from RefSeq and is a predicted model, not a curated record.
AUGGAUCAGAGCACCAGAAAAUGCGAAUACCCGGUCUUUCAGUACAGUAACUUCGAUGUGUCCGCUAUCUGUCAACUCGCAGGUGAGAUGCGAAAGCUCUCAUGCACAUGUGAUUUGAAUCAGCGUCCAAUGUGCGGCGGCUUUAACUGGGCAGUUUCCCUUUUAUUCGCAGAUGGAAUCCAAUGGGUUCUUCGCUCGCCGGCGCAGAACCACCCCGACCUGUCCGAAAGAAGUAUCAUCAAACUCCUCUUAAGCGAAGCUGCUACGCUCAGAUAUCUCAAGAUUUACACGGACAUACCUGUUCCUGAUCUUCGUUCGUAUGGUGCUUAUCGAAACAACCCUGUUCGGAUCCCAUACAUUUUGAUGAGCAAGGCGCAAGGCAAGUCGUUGAACACAAUGUGGGGGAACGAUGAUCUUCGUAGCCGUCUGGAUUCACUCGAAAUGAACAAAGUAAUAUCUCAACUGGGACAAAUUACAUGGGACCUUGCUCAAGUCCGGUUUCCCCUCAUUGAGUCUCUUUUUGAAGAAAAUGGAUCCUUUGCUGUUGGAGAAUGCCUGUCAAAAGGCCACAUCCAACAUAAGAGACAUUCAUUGGAAGGAAUUCCUCGUGGGCCCUUUGACAACGAGAGUAAGUUUUACUGCAGUCUCAUUGUGGCUUUGACCAAACACGCCGAAAUGCUACCAUUGGGGCACCAUUGCUUCACUGCCCCAAUACCGUCUAGAAAUGACUACGCCUAUAAGGACCUGUGGCAGUGUGCCCGCGAUCUUUGGAAUCAAUUCGUCACCGUUGGACAAAAGGUUGGCAGUGCCGCGAAUAGAGUUGACUAUGUUAUUGCUGCAAAUGUCCUCAAACAUUUGAUCUCUCAAUAUGAGUGCAACUGGUCUGGAGCCGGUCAGCUUUCCACUCUGCCACCCAGAUCUCACCAUGGGCAACAUAUUCGUCGACGAUCAAUACAACAUUACGCCUUUGCCACGACUGUACCCCUUCCAGUGCUUUUGUCACCACCCGGAUUUCCUCAGUCGCGGCAUAAGCUAGAUGAGAGAGUCUGCCUUGGUUUCAGACACGGCUUCCAGGAUGCAGCUGGGCCCAAUACACACAAUAUACUGGUGGGAUUGUCGGUUCCCAAGGCUAUCUACGAAUUUGCUUGGUGUCUCACACGGUUUCUAGCAUUCGAUUCCACAGAUGACAUUUCGCUUUUUCGUACAAUGUGGGGAUCAGUGUACUCAUCGGACCACAAACUCGAGUCGUAUUUCUUUUCAGAAAGAUCUCUACCGUAUUAUCGAAAGUUGCAUGGAAAGAUCAGAGAAGAGGACUUGACGGAAUCUCGGAUCAAAAAGUCAGAGAGUGAUCUUUUCACCAAAUCCUUGACCUUCGAGCUGUAUUUAGCUCGUCAUUUGACGAUGAUGUCAGACUGGGGAUUCAAUUAUGACGCGUUCAAACAAUCUGGUCUGCGAGAUACAGAACAGAUAUUCGUAAUUGAGGGGCGGGUUUGGCGAUGGAUUUUGGAAUUCAAAAGACAACACCGCAACAGGAUUGGCAUUGAAGAGUGA